AUGCCUGGGGGCGAGAACAGCCUUCGUGCUGGGACCCCUCCCUGCCCGGAGUCCCCCCACUUCCGACACCAGCUGCAAGUUUGGGGGCCCCUGCGCUUCUGCCUGGUUCCAAAUGCAGGGUCCCCCCCUUUCAGUGGAACCGCUCAGAGCCAGCCGCCGGCCCCUGCUGUGUGCCGGGCCCGCUGGGACGGGCGGCUCCGCCGUCCAGCCCGCGCGGAGGAGCCCCGGGGCCAGAGGCCAGCAGGCUGGACCCGCACUCACCCGUGCGCCCACAUCCCGGCCGCGGGCACCACCUGCCUGAGCGUCUGCCCUCGGCAGCGGGCCAAGGCACGUCACCUCAGUCCCGGGGUCCCUCGGAGGUUCUCCAGGGCAGACCACGCCUCGGGCCAGUCAGCCACAGGAAGCUUCAAAGAGCUGACAUCAUGGGAGCUGCUGUUCAGCCCCACUGCCGGGCGAAGCGAGGGCGCAGCUGGCCUGCGCCGGGGCACAGGGCGGAGGGCAGAGGGCGGCGCGGGGACAGUCGCUGGCGGGGCCCGGGGCGCAGCACACCUGGACCGAGUGUCCAGCAAGGGCCCGGCCGACGCGCGCUGGUCCGGCUGCGAGCAGGGGCACCGGCCGCCACCGCGCCGCACGCUCCCGCGGGGGGAGGCCCACAGGCGCGGGGCGUCCGCGGGCCCGGCUCCUUGGUCAGACUCGCCACCGGUUCUCCCCGAACGGACCGACGUCCCAGACAGCGCCUCGGCUUCCUGCCGGCGCUGGGGGAGAGUGGCCGUGCCCCCCCAGGGCGCUGCAGCCGGGACAGCGUCCUCUCCCAGCGCCCCGGACGACCGGCCGGGACCGCCGCCAGCUCCCGCCAGAGGGGGAGCGGCCCGGACCCCAGCCCUCCCCCGCCAGGCCGGGGAAGGCCCCGAGGGUCAGGCGACCUCAGCCCGCGAAGGCGGCGCACACGGGGAGGGCGGCCCACACGCCGCCGAAAGCGCGCUUGACGCCGCGAAUCAGCGGCCGAGUCGGCGCCGGGAGAAGCCCUCUGGGCUGGCCGGGGCCCUCGCGCCGACCCCCGCGGGGACGAGCACUCCCGGGCCCCCGGAGAGUCGGGGUGCGGGCUUCCUGCUCACCCCAAGCGAGGGCCGUGCCCCUUCCUCUCCUCACAUCAGCGCUGGGCCCCGUCCGGGCGUCGGCUACAGCCCCAGGGAGCAGAGGCAUCAGGUUGGCUGCCUGGCUCCUGACCACGACACACCUCCCCCAGCCCCGAAGCCCUCCCAAGCUGCUCUCCCCGCAGGAGGCUGGGCCCUGCUGCUGCCGCUCCUGUGGGCAGCACUGGGUAUCUGGGGUGCGGAGCUGGGAGCGCCGGGGGCCGCGGAGGCACCCCCCUGCCCGGUGGCCUGCACCUGCAGCCUUGAUGACGGCGUGGACGAGCUCAGCGUCUUCUGCAGCUCCCGGAACCUGACGCGGCUGCCCAGCGGCGUCCCCACGGCCACCGGGGCCCUGUGGCUGGACGGCAACAACCUGUCCUCCAUCCCCGCGGCCGCCUUCCAGAACCUGUCCCGGCUGAGCUUCCUCAACCUGCAGGGCAGCGGGCUGGCGGGGCUUGAGCCGCAGGCGCUGCUGGGCCUGCAGCGUCUCUACCACCUACACCUGGAGCGGAACCAGCUGCGCAACCUGGCAGCCGGCACCUUCCAGCACACGCCGGGCCUGGCCUCGCUCGGCCUCAGCAACAACCUUCUCACCCGGCUGGAAGACGACCUCUUCCAGGGCCUGGCUGGCCUCUGGGGCCUGGACCUGGGCUGGAACGGGCUGGUGGCGCUGCCCGACGCCGUUUUCCGGGGGCUGGCCAGCCUGCGCGAGCUGGUGCUGGCGGGGAACAGGCUGGCCUACCUGCAGCCGCCGCUCUUCUGCGGCCUGGGCGAGCUCCGCGAGCUGGACCUCAGCCGCAAUGCGCUGCGCGGCGUCAAGGCCCAGGUCUUCGUCAAGCUGCCCCGGCUGCAGAAGCUCUACCUGGACCACAACCUCAUCGCGGCCGUGGCCCCCGGCGCCUUCCUGGGCAUGAAGGCGCUGCGCUGGCUGGACCUGUCCCACAACCGCGUGGCAGGCCUGCGGGGGGACAGCUUCCCCGGGCUGCUGGGCCUGCAUGUGCUGCGCCUGUCGCACAACGCCAUCGCCAGCCUGCGGCCCGGCACCUUCCGCGACCUGCACGCCCUGGAGGAGCUGCAGCUAGGCCACAACCGCCUGCGGCAGCUGCCAGAACGUGCCUUCGAGGGCCUGGGCCGGCUGGAGGUGCUGACGCUGGACCACAACCAGAUCCAGGAGGUGCAGGCGGGCGCCUUCCUGGGCCUCCUCAGCGUGGCCGUCAUGAACCUCUCUGGCAACUGCCUGCGGGACCUGCCAGAGCAGGCCUUCCGGGGCCUGGGCCAGCUGCACAGCCUGCACCUGGAGCGCAGCUGCCUGGGCCGCGUGCGCCGCCACACCUUCGCCGGGCUCUCGGGGUUGCGCCGGCUCUUCCUGCGCGACAAUGGCAUCACCGCCAUCGAGGAGCACAGCCUGCAGGGGCUGGGCGAGCUGCUGCAGCUGGACCUCAGCGCCAACCAGCUCUCCCACCUGCCCGCACAGCUCUUCCAGGGCCUCGGCAAGCUGGAGUACCUGCUGCUGCCCCGCAACCAGCUGGCGGAGCUGCCACCGGACGCCCUGGCGCCCCUGCAGCGGGCCUUCUGGCUGGACGUGGCCCACAACCGCCUGCGCACCCUACCCCGGGAGCUGCUGGCGCCGCUGGGGCGGCUGCGCUUCCUCAGCCUCAGGAACAACUCACUGCGGACCUUCGAGCCGCAGCCCCAGGGCCUGGAGCGCCUGUGGCUGGAGGGCAACCCCUGGGACUGUGGCUGUGCCCUGCGGGCCCUGCGGACCCUGGCCCUGCAGCAGCCUGGCGUGGCACCCCGCUUCGUGCGGGCCGAGGCCGAGGGGGAGGACGGCCAGCCGCCCGCCUACGCCUACAACAACAUCACCUGUGCCAGCCCCCCGGGCGUGGCCGGCCGCGACCUGCGGGACCUGGGGGAGACCCACUUCGAGCACUGCUGAGCCGCCCGCGCGACUCCCUCCCAGGCCCGGCGGCCUCGCUGGGGGGUGGGGGAGGCGGGAGGAGGGCGCGGCAGCCUCCCCCCACCCCCGCUGCGCUGGCAUUAAAGUACU
This is a messenger RNA of Talpa occidentalis (Iberian mole), 3180 nucleotides long. It is a transcript of the gene IGFALS, whose product is annotated as insulin like growth factor binding protein acid labile subunit. The transcript has 7 exons. The record is from RefSeq and is a predicted model, not a curated record. Gene Ontology annotation, molecular function: protein binding. NCBI's taxonomy places the organism in Eukaryota, Metazoa, Chordata, Mammalia, Eulipotyphla, Talpidae. The coding region runs from base 1 to 3069 and encodes 1022 amino acids. Gene Ontology annotation, cellular component: extracellular matrix; cell surface.